Molecule: messenger RNA, 4646 nt
Organism: Oncorhynchus keta (chum salmon)
Lineage: Eukaryota; Metazoa; Chordata; Actinopteri; Salmoniformes; Salmonidae
Product: solute carrier family 26 member 6-like
Exons: 19
Coding region: 348-2699 (783 amino acids)
Biological process (GO): transmembrane transport
Cellular component (GO): membrane
Molecular function (GO): secondary active sulfate transmembrane transporter activity; bicarbonate transmembrane transporter activity; chloride transmembrane transporter activity
Source: RefSeq, a predicted model, not a curated record
AUCUCAAUGUCCUUAUCCGAGACCGAAUCAGUCAGCCAAGUCUCUGUUCGAACCAGAAUAUUAGGGAUUGUGUCCUGCACCCAGAUAUGAGGAAGGUCCAACUGAGAUACAAACAAAGACACAGCCAGGAGUACACUCAGACUAGCUUGGAACAUAGAGUAGCUUUUUUGUACCUCUUAUCUGGGUGUUUGACAGUUUGUUGAUAAUUGUGAGACCUCUGUUGUUUUGAAACAAGACUCUGUACACUGUUUCGGACUAGAAGGACAGACAGAGAGACAUAGACAGAAAGAAAAGAGAGAGACACACAAAGCAAUAAACACACAGACAUUCAGUGUUGGAAGACAGCCAUGGGAGUUGAGGAGCAGAGAGCUGGGGAGUUUUACGUGGAGAGGGAUGUUAUGAACGAGCUUUGCUUGGACAAGUUGGCCAGAAGACGGACUCACUCCACCAGACCUCUCCUGAAGGAACGGGUGAAAGAUGCCCUCAGGUGUUCAGUGCCCAAGCUGAAGCGUUCUGUGCUGAGCUUUAUACCUAUCCUGUCAUGGCUGCCUCGUUACUCAGUGAGACAAGACGCACUGGGAGACCUCAUAUCUGGCAUAAGCGUUGGCAUCAUGCACCUGCCUAUGGGUUUGGCCUAUGCUCUGCUGGCCUCUGUGCCCCCAGUGUAUGGCCUCUACACUUCCUUCUACCCUGUACUCAUGUACUGCAUCUUUGGCACCUCCAGACACAUCUCCAUAGGCACAUUUGCUGUGACCAGCAUCAUGAUAGGCACCACGACAGAGAGGCUGGCCCCAAACAGUAACUUCAUGACUCUAAAUGGAACCAAUGGGACUCAAGUUCUCGAUGUAGUAGCCCGUGAUGCCUUAAGAGUACAGAUAGCAGCCAGCACCACUUUUCUGAGUGGGAUCUUUCUGUUUCUGCUGGGCAUGAUUCGGUUUGGUUUUGUGGUGACGUUCCUGUCAGAUCCCCUGGUACGUGGUUACAUGACAGGAGCAGGUAUACAGGUGGUACUUUCCCAACUCCCAAGCCUCUUUGGGAUCCGCGUUGGACGCUUCUCCGGGCCUCUGUCUCAGGUCUAUCUCCUAAUGGAUAUCUGUAGACAUCUGCCAGAGACUAACAUUGCGGCCGUGGUGGUAACUCUAGUGGCCUUGGCGGUCCUCAUAGCGGUCAAAGAACUCAACAUUUACUUUGAGAAGAAAAUGCCCGUGCCCGUUCCAAUAGAACUCAUAACGAUCAUAGUAGCAACAGUUAUCUCUUACUACUGCAAACUGCACAGCCUAUACAAUGUGGCCGUCAUCGGACAGAUCCCCAAAGGACUAAAGCCUCCCAGUUCACCUGACGUUAGUCUGUGGGGUUCUAUAGUUGGUGACGCAUUCGCAGUUGGCAUAGUGGGAUAUGCCGUUAACAUCUCCUUGGGCAAAAUCUUUGGCCAAAAACACGGCUACACUGUGGACAGCAACCAGGAGAUGGUGGCUGUUGGUCUCUGUAACAUAGUGGGAGGAUUCUUUCAAUGCCACGUUGUUGCUGCUUCUCCGCCCCGUACCCUCCUCCAGGAUAGCACUGGGGGCAAGACACAGGUUGUGGGGAUGAUUUCUUCAGUACUUGUGCUGAUCUUCAUUCUGCAACUGGGGACACUGUUUGAGGAGCUACCCAAGGCUGUCCUGGCCUGUAUAGUGCUUGUGAACCUGAGAGGCCUUUUUAUGCAGUUUAAAGACAUUCCUGAACUCUGGAAGAGCAAUAAGUUUGACCUGCUGGUGUGGUUGGUAACUCUGGUGUGUACUAUAUUGCUGAACCUGGACCUCGGCCUAGCUGCAUCCAUCGGCUUCUCUAUGCUCAGUGUCAUCUUCAGAACACAACUGCCGAGGUACUCUAUCCUGGGGCAUGUUCCUGGGACUGAGCUCUACCUGGAUACAGAAACAUAUGAGGAGGCUAAAGAGAUACCAGGUAUCACCAUCUUCCGUUCCUCCACCACAAUGUACUAUACCAACGCUCAGCUAUACCUGGACGCACUGCAGGAGAAGAGUGGAAUUGACAUUGGAAUGCUGCUGAUGAAAAAGAAGAAAAGAGACACUGAAGAAAAGAGAAAAGACGAGAUAGAAAAAAACAAAGCCAAAAAAGAGGCAAAAAAGAAUGGUGUGAAUGGACGCCUACCCAACAAUACAGUCCAUCCAGAUGACAAGAGGGAUGAAGAGAAAGGUUCCCCAGACCUGAAAUUGAACCAGACAGCCAUUGCCCUAGUUGACCGACCCAUCAACGGACAGGUGAACUGGGGUUUUGAGCAGCAAGGUAACGGGUUCGACCAGGACUCUAAAACUGAUAUUCAUGGCUAUGAUCACAUGACCCAGAUGUCCAGUACCGGAAGAGAAGGAGAGAUGGGGAGGAGCUCCGUCAACAACACACACACCAUCAUCCUGGACCUAUCCACAGCCAACUUUGCUGACACGGCCACUGUGAAGACGCUGAAAAACAUAUUCCUAAACUACAGAAAGAUUGACAUUGACAUUUAUUUAACUGGAUGCCAAGUCUGUGUGGUGGAGCAGUUAUCGAGUGCAGGCUUCUUCUCUGAGUCCAUCCCUAAAAGCUGUCUGUUCACUACGAUCCAUGAUGCGGUGCUACACAGCCUCCGACUGCAUGGGGCCUCAGACGUACCCAUCAUCUACGAGUAUGCUCUGGACUUGACCUGCACUACCAAGAUGUAACCAACAGGGGUCACUUUGUUCCUCUUCCACUCCACCUUCAUCUGCCUGGCUUCCCAUUGGUUCCCCUCACCUCUUUCCUCUCUGUGAAAGAGAAUGCACCACCGUGUGUGUUUUGCCGGUUGGACCAAGGCAGUUCCCCCUUCAUGCUAUGUUAAAUAACUGAACACAAAAUACCUCCCCGAAAUAAAACUAUAAAACUCCCCAAUAUAUUUGUCAGCCACCAAAGAUGUGUCGUCGAGUCAGCAGUUCACUUCACCUCCCCACCCCCCUCCCUCUCCCUAUUUAAUCCAUUCCUCCUAGGCCCAGACAGUAGUAUGUCCUGUACCUCAAGGGCCUUCUCCCAUAUAUACAUACAUACAUACAUACAUACAUACAUACAUACAUACAUACAUACAUACAUACAUACAUACAUACAUACACACACACACACACACACACACACACACACACACACACACACACACACACACACACACACACACACACACACACACACACACACACACACACACACACACACACACACACACACACACACACACACACACACACACACACACACACACACACACACACAUACAUACAUACAUGUAUGCAUACAUACAUGCAUGCAUGCAUGCAUGCAUACAUACAUACAUACAUACAUAUGUAUAUACACACACAAAUAUAUAUAUACAAACACACACAUACAUAAAUAUACAUACACACACAUAAAUAUAUAUACACAUACAUACACACAGUACCAGUCAAAAGUUUGGACACACUCAUUCAAGGCUUUUUCUUAAUUUUUUACUAUUUUCUACAUUGUAGAAUAAUAGUUAAGACAUAAAAACUAUGGAAUCAUGUAGUAACCAAAAACGUGUUAAAUCAAAAUAUGUUUAACAUUUGAAUUUCUUCAAAGUAGCCACCCUUUGCCUUCAUGGCACACUCGUGGCAUUCUCUCAACCAGCUUCAUGAGGUAGGCACCGAGAAUGCAUUUCAAUUAACAGUUGUGCCUUGUUAAUUUGUGUAAUUUAUUUCAUUCUUCAUACAUUUGAGCCAAUCAGUUGUGUUUUAAAAAAUAAAUUAAAACCCAUGAAUGAGUAAGUGUCCAAACUUUAGACUGGUACUGUAUAUAUAUAAAUAUAACACCCUUGCCUUUCAUGAACAAACACUCACACUUGCCUUUUUUUCUCUUUUUGCACUGACUUUGCUGAUAGCUACUUUGAGGAAAAAUGUACUUACUCUCACUGAGAUGUGGUUGUCCCAUCUAGCUAUCUUAAGAUGAAUGCACUAACGGUCAGUUGCUCUGUAUAACAUUCUCUGCUAAAUUACUAUAAUAAAAUUGGCUCUAGAGAACUCCUCUGUCUCUCAUAAGCUAGGGUUAUACGGUUUCAAUACCAAGGGGAAACAUACAAUGGGUAAUUUCUUAGGCCUCAUUGCUGAUGUUGAAAAUUAUGUAAAUCAUGGUAGUUCAAUAUCCACUGAAUGAGUAUGAAUAGCAGCUAUUCACUCUGUUAUCCAAAGGUGUUUCUAUCAUAUCACUGACAACUUUAGCAUUUUAGAUAAUUAGCAACAACACAGCAUCCUUCUCCUAAUCCAGCUAACGUUAGCCACAACAAAUUGGAAUUUGUAACAUAUCAUACAGUCCAGGUUGGCAUCACGUAGCCUUGAGCCACAUCUAUACAUUGUGUAUUUCAGGGUCAAAUGGAGUAUAGUUUUUCCCUAGUUUGAACACUGUUAUAGAGCUAAUCUCUUUGUAUCUUUCUGUAUUUUCCUAAAGAGGAUGUGAAUAAUUCAUGUUAAUGUGCAUUUUGAACAUUUUACUAAAUUGUUCAUUUCCUGAUCUUAGUUAAUCUACUUUGAAUACGAUUUGUAAUUUUCUAGCAUUGAUCGAACACACACUCCAAUAUCUUAAAGUAAAAAUUCUUGUUUGAGUACAUGGAUAAAUAAACGUCAGUAAAAUGA